Messenger RNA from Xyrauchen texanus (razorback sucker), 2245 nucleotides. Its product is annotated as arf-GAP domain and FG repeat-containing protein 1-like. Gene Ontology annotation, molecular function: GTPase activator activity. Bases 233 to 2101 code for a protein of 622 amino acids. The transcript is spliced from 15 exons. NCBI's taxonomy places the organism in Eukaryota, Metazoa, Chordata, Actinopteri, Cypriniformes, Catostomidae. The record is from RefSeq and is a predicted model, not a curated record.
UUCAGAAGUCACUGCCGAGUGGACAGGCUAGAAUUUGAGGAGCAGUGAAAGCAGAGUGGGCAGGCUGGUCGUUAAAGCGUUUCACUUUAGGACCCUCCUCUCAACUAUAGCUCUUUUCGCCCGUUGUUCUCGUUUAAACGUGAAGACCUUCAGAAGAACUCGGGCCCGUCUUGUCCCCCUUCCCGGUCUUUCGAUGUUCCAAGACCUAUUUUAAAGGGACUGUGUCGUUUGCAUGCUAUUGGGACUCGUACGUUUAUUGAAUUUUAUUAUAUUAUUAUUAUUUAUCAACGUUAUAUUAACGGCUUCGGCCAUGGCAGCGAGCGCGAAGCGAAAGCAGGAGGAAAAGCACCUGAAGAUACUGAGGGAAAUGACGAGUUUGGCGCCCAACCGAAAGUGUUUCGACUGCGACCAGCGCGGCCCGACCUACGCCAACAUGACCGUGGGAUCUUUCGUGUGCACGUCCUGCUCAGGCAUCCUACGAGGCCUCAAUCCCCCUCACAGAGUGAAGUCCAUAUCCAUGACGACCUUUACACAACAGGAAAUAGAAUUUCUACAGAAGCACGGAAAUGAGGUAUGCAAACAGAUAUGGCUAGGUCUCUAUGACGACAGAACCUUGGCCAUCCCCGACUUCAGAGAACCUCAGAAAGUCAAAGAGUUUCUUCAGGACAAGUACGAGAAAAAGAGAUGGUAUGUUCCUCCAGAACAGGCUAAGACAGUGGCGUCAGUUCAUGCGUCUAUAUCUGGUUCGUCUGCUAGCAGCACCAGUAGCACCCCAGAGGUUCGACCUCUCAAAACUUUACUGGGGGAGUCAGUGCCCAGUUUACACCUCAACAAAAACACACCCAGCCAGUCUCCGGUUGUGUCGCGCACUCAGCUGACCCAACAGCAGAAUCAAGACAGGAAGUUUGAUCUGCUCCGCGAUCUGGGUGGGGACAUUUUCGCACCUCCGCACUCGCAGUCCACAGGCAACGCGAACUUUGCCAACUUUGCACAUUUCAACAGUCAUUCGGCACAGAAUGCUAACGCAAACGCAGACUUUGCGAAUUUUGAUGCGUUCAAAAGUUCUUCUGCUUCAACUGCAGCGACAUUUCAAACAGCACCACAGGCCCCAUUUCAGCCCACACAAACAGUGUACAACGCUGUCCCAUUUAGUCGCAGUGUGGGCGAAUUUACCUCAUCGCUGCCUCCACUGGCCAUGCACAGUAGCUCGUCGGGACUAGCUAAUGCCAAUUUUGCAAACUUCGAUAACUUCCCCAAGUCGUGUAGUGCAGAUUUUGCCUCAUUUAGCUCAAACCAGAGUAACUCAGUGGGGGAGGGGCAUAAAGCUGAAGCAGCCAGUGUCCCUGCAGACCGAUACGCAGCCCUCGCAGACCUUGACAACAUAUUCAGCUCUACCAAAUCUGAGCCAGGUGCGAAGCCUGCCCCUCCAUCUGCAGGUGUGUGUCCACCCCCUCCACAGGCCACUCAGCUGGGCGGCGACCGUUACGCUGCUCUAGCUCAAUUGGAGAACGUCUUCAGCACCCCAGCGUCAAACAUCAGUGGCUACAACACUGCCACAACAGCACAAGGAUCUGUAUUUGGAUCCUCAUCAGUUCCUCCAGCACAAACACAACAGGGUAUACCCAGCAUGCAUCAGGGUUUUGCAGGCAUGUCAACGAAUCCAUUUGUCACUCCAGUGGCUUCACAGGCUGCUCCCACUAAUCCAUUUCAGACCAAUGGGAGAGCAGCAGCACCAGGAGUGGGUGUGGCAGCAGCAGGCAUGUUAGGACCCAUGCAGGGUGAGGUUUACCCUGCGGCCCUCUUUGCCGCGUUUGGUCCGCCAUCCAUGAGUAUGCCAACAGGGUUUGGAAACAAUGCUGCUUACAAUCUUCCCACCAGCUUCAGCGGAAACUUCCAGCAGCCGUUCCCUGGACAGCCCUUUACCCAGCCACACGCAUAUUCACAACAACCCAACGGAGGUUUUGCUGCAUUUGGUCAGGGUAAGGUCACUCCGUAUGGGCAGAACAUGACGGCACCUGGAGUAACCAACAAUCCCUUCGUGGCAGGAGCACCAUCAGCUCAGUUUCCUGCUGGAGGAACCUCCACAAACCCUUUCUUAUAGCGCGCCAUUCGCCUCUGCUCCUCUAGGGGGCAGCAUGCAGAUUGUUCACACAUCACUGUAUUGUUUCCCCAAGUAGCUUUAAAAACAUAAGAGCAAAAGACUGGAAAAAAUAACAAAAGAAGUGUGUGUGUGUGUGUGUGUGUG